Messenger RNA from Saccharomyces cerevisiae S288C, 393 nucleotides. It is a transcript of the gene FYV4, whose product is annotated as mitochondrial 37S ribosomal protein mS41 FYV4. The record is from RefSeq and is marked reviewed. Bases 1 to 393 code for a protein of 130 amino acids. The transcript has a single exon. Gene Ontology annotation, cellular component: mitochondrion. Lineage: Eukaryota; Fungi; Ascomycota; Saccharomycetes; Saccharomycetales; Saccharomycetaceae.
AUGAUACCUUCCCGGAUUAGCCACAAAUUUCCUCUAUUCUUAAGGAGUUCGCUGGCCGCUCCUAAAGCUGCCUAUCGUUUCAGUUCGACCAUCCCCAAACCAAGCGAUCAGGUACCUGACGUAGAUGCAUUUCUAAACAAGAUCGGUCGAAAUUGCAACGAAUUGAAGGAUACUUUCGAAAAUAACUGGAACAACCUUUUCCAAUGGGAUUCUAAGAUAUUGAAGGAAAAAGGCGUGAAUAUUCAACAAAGGAAAUAUAUACUGAAACAAGUUCAUAACUAUCGUAACAAUAGGCCAAUUCAUGAAAUUAAACUGGGCAAGAAGUCAUUUUUUGGUGGUGAGAGGAAGAGAAAGGCAUUUACUGCUAAAUGGAAAGCUGAAAACAAGCAAUAG